This is a messenger RNA of Colletotrichum graminicola M1.001, 630 nucleotides long. RefSeq names its product NADPH-dependent FMN reductase. The coding region runs from base 1 to 630 and encodes 209 amino acids. Lineage: Eukaryota; Fungi; Ascomycota; Sordariomycetes; Glomerellales; Glomerellaceae. The transcript has a single exon. The record is from RefSeq and is a predicted model, not a curated record. Gene Ontology annotation, cellular component: cytosol. Gene Ontology annotation, molecular function: oxidoreductase activity; FMN binding.
AUGAACGCAGCCAAGAAAGUUGCUGUCAUUGCGACAAGCACCCGGAUCCCGCGCAUCGGAACCAAGGUUGCCGACCUGGUCAAAGACAUCAUCGCCAAAGAUGCCGCCGACAACAACAUCGACUUGUCCCUCGUCGAAGUAGCCACCUUCAAGCUGCCAAUCUUUGACGAGGCGAUACUUCCUGCGCAGGUCCCUGCUCUGGGGAAUUUUGCCCACGAACACAGCAAAGCCUGGAGCAGCGAGAUCAGCAAGCACGAUGCCUACAUCAUCGUGGUCCCCGAAUACAACCGAGGGCUCGCCGGAAGCACCAAGAACGCUAUCGACUACCUGUACAACGAGUGGGCCGGCAAACCGAUUGCUGUCGUCAGCUACGGCAUCUUUGGCGGCAACUCGGCGUCGGAGCAGGCCGAGAAGACGCUCGAGGGCAUGAAGCUGCGCGUCGCACCCACCCGGCCUGCCCUCGCGUUCGCCGGUGGUGCUGGGCCGGACUUGAUGGCUGCCGCGGGUCACGGGGAAAUCGGCGAAGAGUCUCGGAAGAAGUGGGAGGCGGAGGCGGGGACGGUUUUGAAGGCGUUCGGGGAGUUGAAGGAGCUUCUUAACGCGCCGCCUGCUGUCGAGGUUGAACAGUGA